This is a messenger RNA of Colletotrichum navitas, 1690 nucleotides long. Its product is annotated as NAD dependent epimerase/dehydratase. Lineage: Eukaryota; Fungi; Ascomycota; Sordariomycetes; Glomerellales; Glomerellaceae. Bases 203 to 1321 code for a protein of 372 amino acids. The transcript has a single exon. Gene Ontology annotation, molecular function: oxidoreductase activity, acting on the CH-OH group of donors, NAD or NADP as acceptor. The record is from RefSeq and is a predicted model, not a curated record.
CCCCCCCCCCUCUUCGCACCAGCUUCCCGUCCGAGAAAGGGUUACACUCUAUAACAGAUCAUCAACAUACGGACAACCGAUUACUUCUUACAUCGUCCUCCCUCUUCUGGACUUCACUUACAGGACGUCCGGUUUCAUCCAACCACCAACCAAAACAAACACUACACAUAUAAACCAAGCUUCACAUCACAUCUCAGCAGCCAUGCUGUGCAUACUACCAGACGAGCUCCUGCUCAUCACAGGUGUAACCGGCCAUGUCGGCUUCGCCGUCCUCGUCCACGCGCUGAGGGCUGGCCACACCGUCCGCUGCGCCGUCCGCUCAGAGGCCAAGGCCGACUUCAUCCGCUCCCGCCCCCAGAUCCGCGCCCUCUGCCUCGCGCGCGCCAGGCUCAACUUCACCAUCGUGCCCGACAUCACGGCCGACGGCGCAUACGACGACGCCAUCCGCGGCGUCUCCUCCGUCAUCCACGUGGCCUCGCCCAUCGCGACGGCCGACUCGGUGCCCCGCGAGCUGCACCAGGAAUACUUCAUCCAGCCCGCCGUCCGCGGCACCCUCGGCAUGCUCGAGGCGGCCAAGCGCGCCGGCACCGUCCGCCGCGUCGUCAUCACCAGCUCCAUAGCAGCCCUCGCGUCGGUGGACCAGAUGGAGGGCCGCGAGCGCCGCGCGACGCCCGUCCAGCCCGACGAGCGGACGGGCUUCAGGCCCGAGCCGUACGAGAGCGAGUUCGCCGCCUACGCCGCGUCCAAGGUCGCCGCCCUCAAGGGCGCCGAGGCCUGGAUCGCCCGCGAGCAGCCCCGCUUCGAGGUCGUCCACCUGCACCCGUCCUUCGUCAUCGGCCGCAACGACAUCGCCACGACGACCAACGAGGCCAUCAAGGGCACCAACGCCGUCAUCCUCGCCACCCUGCUCGGCAAGAAGUGGGGCUGCAGCUUCGCCGGCGCCACCGUCCACGUCGACGACGUCGCCCGCGCCCACGUCCAGGCCCUCCGGCCCUCCAUCCCGGGCAACCGGAGCUACAUCCUCAGCACCAAGACGCGGUGGAACGACGCCAAGCUCAUCGCCAAGAGGGGCUUCCCCGAGGCCGUCGAGCGCAAGCUCGUCUGCAGCAGCGGCUCCGUCGGCACCGUCAACAUCGACUUCGACGCCUCCGCCACCGAGGCCGUCUUCGGCUUCCGCCUGCAGGGCUUCGAGGACCAGGUCAGGAGCGUCGUCGCCCACUUUGUCGAGCUGCGCCUGAAGCGCCCGUCCUUCCCUUCCGUCGAGUCCUCGCCCAUGGGCGCGAUGGGCAAGCACCUGAGGCCGGAGAUCACCGCGGCAUAGACGGAAGCUGUUAUACACGCGCCACUUUUCUCUUUCUUUUCUAUCAUGACGACGCUUAUGAACAUUUCUUAUCUCCGCGCGGGAGACGAGGCAUUUUUUCUUUUUCUUUUUUUCACUUCUUCACGGAUACACUUUGGAGAGCAGAUUCAGGGGGGAGAGAAAGAAAGCAGGCCAAAACAUUGCGACGGCACGAGACGGGGCACGGGUGUUUACUUUUCGGGGGGAUAUUGGGCUCAUCUGAGGAGGAGGGGGAAGCUUAGACGAGCGGUUCGAUUCUAUCGGGAUACCCAGCGGCUAGAAACCGCUAUUUUUUUAACAAACUUUUCAAGUUUAUAUUCUUAACCAGUCAAAUAAGAACAUAAGAAACCA